AUGGGCCUUGUGAAAUUGCCAUCAAUUAGUGAUUACUGGAGUACAGAUGACAUAUUUCAACAACCGUUUCCUCGCACAGUGAUGACUAGGAACAGAUUUGAAUUACUUUUACAGUACCUACACUUUGCCGACAAUUACAACUUGAAUCCGAACGAUCGCAUUGGAAAAAUCAGGUAUCUUGUGAAUUUGUUAAAUGAUAAAUUUAAAGCCUACUAUGCCCCUAAACCAUGGUAA
Messenger RNA from Parnassius mnemosyne (clouded apollo), 234 nucleotides. Lineage: Eukaryota; Metazoa; Arthropoda; Insecta; Lepidoptera; Papilionidae. The record is from the annotation of a GenBank genome assembly.